AAAUCGAAAACACCUAGAAUUGGCGGGGGCUUACUUUAGCACACGACACCCCGGAUUACGUUAGACAUCGCCGCUGCAAAUUUCACACACAAAACCACGUAGUGUGUGUGAAUGGAACUUCUUCACUGUCAACAUCUAAACAUGCGUCGUCGCUCUCAAACUCCUCUCACAAAUCUUCUCUUCAACUCUUUCCCCAAAUCCCAUUUCAUCUCCCAGUUCAUCAACUCCCAUAAAUUUUCUAAAAAAAACUCGUUAAUUUCUUCAUACUUUAGUUCUGUACAGAUUAACCCACCUGCAGCUGAAUCUAAUUCACCAAUUAGAAAGAAAAAUGGGUCUAAAAGGUGGGAUAAAGAGAAGUUAAGAUGGUUUUCUGGAAAGUUACGGGAUUGUGCCGAAAAUCGGUUUCUUGAAGAGGGUAAGAUGGUCCAUAAGGAGAUUGUUGAUAGUGGGAUUGAAUUGGAUUCGCAUUUGUGGGUGUCGUUGAUUAACUUUUACGCGAAGUGUGGGUGUUUGAGCGUCGCGCGCCAGGUGUUUGAUGAAAUGCCUCAACGAGAUGUUGUGUCGUGGACGGCUCUUAUUAGUGGGUUUGUGGGUGAAGGGUCUGGGGCCGAGGGUAUUCGGUUGUUUUGUGAGAUGCAUGAAGAAGGGGUUAACCCAAACGAGUUUACGUUGGCCACGGUUUUGAAAGCGUGCUGUUUGUGUUUGAAUUUAGAGUUUGGUAAGCAGUUACACGGUGAGGUUGUUAAAGCUGGAUUCUUUUCUGAUGGGCAUGUUGGUUCGGCUCUUGUUGACCUUUAUGCUAAAUGCGGUGAGUUAGAGUACGCGGAGAAGGUGUGCCUUUGCUUGCCGAAAGAAAACGCGGUUUCAUGGAAUUCGUUGCUUAAUGGGUUCGCUUUGGCGGGUGAUGAUCAAAGGGUUUUGCGGUUAUUUUGCAGAAUGAAAGAAACCGAAAUGAAGUUGAACAAGUAUACAUUGUGCACGGUUCUUAAAGGGUGUGCAAGUUCCGGAAAUUUAAAAGCGGGACGGAUUGUGCACGGUAUGGCAAUCGUAAGCGGGUCUGAAGACGAGGAGUUUUUGAGUUGCAGCCUUGUUGACAUGUACUCAAAAUGUGGCCGCGCAGACGACGCGUUAAAAGUGUUUCGGAAGUUAAAAUCUCCCGAUAUUGUAACAUGGAGCGCUAUGAUUUGUUGCCUUGAGCAACAAGGAAGAGAACAAGAAGCAGCCGAGCUAUUUUCGAUGAUGAUGUCAUCAGGGUUAAGACCGAACCAGUUUACCCUUACGAGCAUUGUCAGUGCAGCUAAAGAGCUAGGUGACCUACGUUAUUCUCGGUGUCUACAUGCUUGUGUUCAUAAAUAUGGUUUCGCAGACGAAACUUUAGUCAAUAACGCGUUAAUCACAGUGUACAUAAAGAAUGGAUCUUUUGACGAUGGAUACAAAAUCUUUAAUACGAUGAGUCACCGGGAUUUAGUUUCGUGGAAUUCUCUUUUAGCGGGAUUCCAUGACAACAAAAGUAGUGACGGAUUAAGAACUUUUAAGAAGAUUCUAGAAAACGGUUUUAAACCGAAUAUGUUUACGUAUAUAAGUACUCUACGUUCUUGUACUAGUUCGUUAAAUAGUGAAGUCGGUAAGCAAGUACAUGGUCAAGUAAUCAAACAAAGCCUUGAUAGUGAUUGUUACGUGGGAACCGCUCUGAUUGACAUGUAUGUCAAGUCCAAAUGUGUCAACGAUGCAGAAAAAAUCGUUAAUCGGUUGAACGAAAUCGACCUUUUCACUUGGACAGCGGUUAUUUCUGGUUGUGCACAAGCUGACGAAGGUGAGAAAUCGAUUUUCUACUUCAAACAAAUGCAGAAAGACGGGGUUAAACCGAAUGAGUUCACUCUUGCCGGCUGUUUAAGAGGAUGUUCUGCGAUUACAAGCGUUAAUAAGGGGAAACAACUGCAUUCUUUCGUAAUUAAAGAUGGCCACGUUGACGAUCCGUUUGUUGCAAGCGCACUUGUGGAUAUGUACGGCAAGUGCGGGUGCAUUAAGGACGCUGAAACAAUAUUCGAGGCGGUCGAAUCACACGAUACGGUGUUGUGGAACACGAUCAUUAACCAAUACGCGCAGCAUGAUCAAGGAGAGAAAGCUAUCAAAUGUUUCGAGAAUAUGUUAACUAAAAACGUCCCACCGGAUGGCGUUACGUUCAUUGGCAUACUUUCGGCAUGCAGCCGUUUGCGUUUGACGGAAUUAGGAAAAAAAUAUUUUCACUCCAUGACUGACGUUUACAACAUUCCUCCGACCAUCGAGCAUUACGCUUGCAUGGUUGAUAUUCUCGGUAGGGACGGAAAGUUUAACGAAGCCGAAAGCUUUAUUAAUCAAAUGACAUUGCCGCCUAAUAAUUUGAUAUGGGAGACGCUUCUUGGAGCGUGUAAAGUUCACGGAAACGUGGAACUUGGUCAACGAGUUGCGGAGAAACUUUUUCAGAUCGAACCCGAAGUCGAUUCUAAUUAUAUAAUGUUAUCCAACAUUUUCGCAGCCAAUGGGAUGUGGGACGAUGUGGCUCGCGUUAGAGCGUUAAUGUCGAGUCAGGGGGUUAAAAAGGAACCGGGGUGCAGUUGGGUUGAAGUUAACGGUCAAACACAUGUCUUCUUGUCGCAAGAUACUUCUCAUUUGAGGAUACUCGAAAUCGAUGAAAAGUUGCGAGAAUUGGAGCGGAAACUUGUUUCGGUCGGGUAUGUUCCAGAUACGGAAUAUGUGCUUCGCAAUGUAUCCGACGUUGAAAAACGUGAAAUUCUUUCGCAUCAUAGUGAAAGAUUGGCUCUUUGCUUUUCUCUUAUUAGUAAGGACUCGAAUAAUAAAACGGUUACGAUAUUUAAGAAUCUUAGAAUCUGUGGAGACUGCCACAAUUACAUGAAGCUGGUUUCGAGCGUCGUAAAUAAGGAUAUUGUUAUACGUGAUGCCAAACGGUUCCACCAUUUUAAAGAGGGUUCCUGCUCAUGCCAAGAUUAUUGGUGAACAAGAAGCUUUGUUAUUUGGAAUGCGUGUCAGAGCCCGACUAACCAACUUUAGUUAAUGCUGUGGAGGCGGCAAUGGAUGCUGUUGAGGGACGGUUUCCAGCCCAGCUCGAUCGCGGUUGGGUUUCAGAAGCUACAAGCAAGCGGUAAGCUGCAUGGUGGUGUUAAGGAACAAGGCAAUGCUUAUAGGUAUGCACAGGCAUUUGGUUGCCAGUCAUCUUCAAGAUCCAUUAAAGGGUACUGAUACAUAUAAAUUGUGUAUAUCCACUUUUUGGUUUUGUUAUUUCUCAGUUUUGGAUUA
Messenger RNA from Helianthus annuus (common sunflower), 3294 nucleotides. Its product is annotated as pentatricopeptide repeat-containing protein At3g24000, mitochondrial. Gene Ontology annotation, biological process: RNA modification. Lineage: Eukaryota; Viridiplantae; Streptophyta; Magnoliopsida; Asterales; Asteraceae. Gene Ontology annotation, molecular function: protein binding; RNA binding; zinc ion binding. The transcript has 2 exons. The record is from RefSeq and is a predicted model, not a curated record. Bases 112 to 2994 code for a protein of 960 amino acids.